This is a messenger RNA of Penicillium verrucosum, 225 nucleotides long. RefSeq lists its product as uncharacterized. The transcript has a single exon. The coding region runs from base 1 to 225 and encodes 74 amino acids. The record is from RefSeq and is a predicted model, not a curated record. Lineage: Eukaryota; Fungi; Ascomycota; Eurotiomycetes; Eurotiales; Aspergillaceae. Gene Ontology annotation, biological process: mycotoxin biosynthetic process.
AUGAUCCGCCAGAUUCUCAUGUGUUCGGCAGACAUGCACCUGAUUACGUAUGAUUGGGUGGAUGGAUGGGAUUAUCCAUGGCCUGACUUCAGCACCAAUCAGUUUUGUCGGGACUACCAAUCUGUGCAUGAAUGGGGAAAAGCGCGUGUAGCUAAGACUGAUACCGCUGGAGGGAUGCUUCUUAAACCGGCUAACGCCGUUACGAGGAAGUUGCCAGCAGAUUAG